AUGGCAGUUGAUCCACGAGCACUGUUGCAGAAGGCAGACAAAGCCGCAUCUGGUGCAACUGGUGGCUUCAGUUUCUUUGGUGGUCGUACAGAGAAGUGGGAGAAUGCUGCAGAUCUCUAUACUCAAGCAGCGAACGCAUUUAGGGUUCAGAAACAAAACCAUGAGGCAGGACAAGCCUUCGAAAAAGCCGCUGCAAUUCAGCGCGACAAGCUCAACGAGCCUGGCGACAUGGCCAAUACCUUAACCGAAUGCUUCAAGGUCUACCGAAAAGACUCUCCGCAGGAUGCCGUUAGAGUCCUACAACAGGCUAUUCAGCACUACACGUCGUCUGGCAACUUUCGAAGAGCAGCAACACAUCAGCAGAAUCUGGCAGAGGUCUACGAGGUGGAGAUAGGAGAUCAGAAAUCAGCUUUACAGGCAUACGACCUUGCAGCACAGUGGUUCGAGAGCGACAAUGCCGAAGCAUUGGCCAACAAGCUUUACUUGAAAGUUGCAGAUCUGGCGGCGUUGGAAGGAGAUUACCAGACCGCCAUACAGAAGUUCGAGGCUGUCGCAAAGUCCAGCAUUAGCAGCAACCUGAUGAAAUGGUCUGUAAAGGACUAUUUUAUGAAGGCUGGUAUCUGCCAUUUGGCAGCUAAUGACAUAGUCGCUACAAAGAGAGCACUACAACAAUAUACAGAGAUGGAUCACACUUUCCAGAGUACAAGAGAAAAUAUGCUGCUCAAUGACUUAGUUGAGGCAGUUGACCAAGGCGACCAGGAUGGGUUUACUGACAAACUCUUUAUGUUUGACCAGCUCAGCAAGCUAGACAAAUGGAAGACAACUCUAUUGCUGAGGGUGAAGGAGAAUAUCCAGAAAGAGGAGGAGGAUUUCUCGUGA
Lithohypha guttulata is the source of this 879-nucleotide messenger RNA. RefSeq names its product vesicular-fusion protein S17 (gene SEC17). The transcript is spliced from 2 exons. The record is from RefSeq and is a predicted model, not a curated record. Bases 1 to 879 code for a protein of 292 amino acids. Gene Ontology annotation, biological process: intracellular protein transport; SNARE complex disassembly. Gene Ontology annotation, cellular component: SNARE complex; vacuolar membrane. Gene Ontology annotation, molecular function: soluble NSF attachment protein activity; syntaxin binding. NCBI's taxonomy places the organism in Eukaryota, Fungi, Ascomycota, Eurotiomycetes, Chaetothyriales, Trichomeriaceae.